Molecule: messenger RNA, 996 nt
Organism: Asparagus officinalis (garden asparagus)
Lineage: Eukaryota; Viridiplantae; Streptophyta; Magnoliopsida; Asparagales; Asparagaceae
Product: SKP1-like protein 1B
Exons: 2
Coding region: 86-745 (219 amino acids)
Biological process (GO): SCF-dependent proteasomal ubiquitin-dependent protein catabolic process
Cellular component (GO): cytoplasm; nucleus
Molecular function (GO): cullin family protein binding
Source: RefSeq, a predicted model, not a curated record
GAGGUCGCAGCCGCCUCGGUUUCUUGGUCCCUCUCUAGGGUUAGGGUUAGGGUUUGGGUUUGGUGUCCCAUCUGAUCGAUCCGCAAUGGAGAGCAAAAGGGGGGAGGAGGAGGAGAUGACAAUCACUUUGAAGUGCUUGCCUGGGGGUGUUGAAGUGGUGCUGUCGCCAGAGAAUGCCGAAGCAGUGGCUAAGGAGUCACUGAAGAUAUGGGAGAUGAUCAACAGCGGCGAGAAGGAGGCUGGAUUCCGCGUGGGAGAGGGGGUCCUUCGUAAGGCGAUGGAAUACUGUUACGAGCACGGCCGGCGCAAGAGUUAUACUCUUGUCGAUUUCAUGUACGGGGGCCAGUAUUAUCCUCCACACGAGCACCCGGCCGAGUAUGAAGCGAAUAAGGCCGUGGAUGAGGGUCUGAGGGAUUGGGAUAAUGAUUUUAUUCGUGGUUGCGACACGGAAACCGUCUUAGAGCUCAUAACUGCUACAGAUCAUCUGGAGAUCAUCGGGUUAUCAGAUCUGGUUUGCCAAUCUGUAGUGGACAUGACGAUUGGCGACGCGAUGAUCGGGGAGACAGACAUGAUUCAGAAGAUAUUCAAAGUCAAAUUUGACAUGAUGCCGAAUGAACUAGAAGAGGAAGAUAACGAGAACAGAUUAAUGCUGCUUAAUAAAUCAGUGCUGAAGGAGUCCAAUGUGGAUAGCUUGCUCGAGUUGAUUGAUUUUAUCUUUCCACCACCAACAUAUUCACCUAGAUAAUUUAUGUCACGCGUAUUCCUGCUUGAAGGAUUUACAUGAUGGUUGAAAUCAAGUCUUGCAAUGACCGGUUUAUGUAGGCCGAUUGAUCAGGAUAUGACCUAGAGGUUUCAUAUGUUUCUUUUCACUUUAGUUUUCUUGGAUUUGAUUGGUGGUGGUGCAUAAAUUCUGUUGAUAGCCGUUACCUGAUGAUUCUCUAUUUGUAUUCUUCCUCCUUAGUUUAUUAUUUACAAUAUAACCUAUGCUUACACCUA